GCAUUACUGACAUAGUAGUAAGUCGAAUCAGUCAUUUGAAGAGAAUGCUUAUCCACCACGCUUCAUAGAUUCACAUUAGGCCGAAAAUCAACAAACAACAACGCAGCUCUAUGUCGAAGAAGAUGCCAUACAUCAAUGUGGCGUUCAAAGGUGACCUUCUAGCCGCCAUCCUAAAGAGAAAAAUAUCUAACGCCCUGAAAGCAACUUUCUCUGCUCCUACAUUACGACUCAUAUUCCCAAGCCGCCAAUUGUUCUUCAACAACUCAAAAGAUAAACUAUCGCAUCUGACCACUUCUAUGUGUAGCUGUCAAUUUACUUGCUCAUAUGGAGCGAGAUAUAAAGGACGUUCGGAACAUGUUUUAUCUAAAGCAGUCAAAAAACAUUAUCUCACUUGGCUACGAAAACGUAGCAGUGGAUCAAUAAGGAGUGCUACAAUUGAACAUAUAUUCAACAUUGGUCACUCAAUGAAUGUGCAAGACGAAUUCAUUCAAAGUCAUCUACAAAAUCAAAAGAAGCCUGCCGAAAACGGUAAGC
This is a messenger RNA of Trichobilharzia szidati, 534 nucleotides long. NCBI's taxonomy places the organism in Eukaryota, Metazoa, Platyhelminthes, Trematoda, Strigeidida, Schistosomatidae. The record is from the annotation of a GenBank genome assembly.